Messenger RNA from Anarrhichthys ocellatus (wolf-eel), 1925 nucleotides. Its product is annotated as tRNA (cytosine(38)-C(5))-methyltransferase-like. Gene Ontology annotation, molecular function: methyltransferase activity. The transcript has 6 exons. NCBI's taxonomy places the organism in Eukaryota, Metazoa, Chordata, Actinopteri, Perciformes, Anarhichadidae. Bases 616 to 1509 code for a protein of 297 amino acids. The record is from RefSeq and is a predicted model, not a curated record. Gene Ontology annotation, cellular component: nucleus.
UGCAAAUCAGGUCCAUCCGCAAAAUCUACCAACCCCCAGCCGCUCGAUACUGAUCAAAAUGUGUCCUCUAAUGAUUGCAGAUCAGAAAUAUACAUCUAUGCAGCACUUAUGUAUUACAUCCAAAGUACAAGUUGUCCUUUUGUAAUAUUGGACAUUUUAUGUCUUUAUUAGAUAGCCGCCAUCAGAAAAAGGAUGAGGGAUAAAGUUUUUAUAGCAUCGUACGAGGUGCACUAAGACAACGGCGUGAGGCAGAGAUGCUGACAAUCUCAUUUCCAACGUCAUUUGGACCCUUAUGCCCAGGCCAUAUCGCCUACUAGAGCAGCGCUAGUGUUGCGAAACCUCUUAUUAUCAUUCUGUGGCCAUGUUAACAGGUUAGAGCAGCCACACGGCUUGGCUGUAGCUCAUCUAGAGAUUCAGCGUUUCGCCUAUGUUUUCCAUAUGAGGAAGAAACUACAGUCUUAAUGUCUAUGUCUUUGGAAUAUGUCACAGACAUGGGAGAAAAAGUAUAAAUACAGAUUUAAUACUUCCUCCUUCCAUUUCAAAUCAAAAGCCCUCUAGCAUUUCUGUGGCAAGAAUGACAUCUAGUAUAAUGAAAAUAAAUGAAACAUGUAAUUGAUGGCAAUUAUCAAAGACAAACUCGGUGUAGAAAGAUGGUGCUGGCCUGCAGUUCAGCAAGGCAGUCAUCAGCUGUUGGCCAGAAUUUACCAGCGUCUCAGGACCAUUUCUCAUAUUAUACUUCUAUUCUUCUAUUCUAGGGAGCUCUUGGUGAAGACACUCAUGGAAUGCGGAUACACUUUCCAGGAGAUCAUGGUCUCACCCACCAGUGUUGGGAUCCCAAAUUCAAGACUGCGUUAUUUCCUGACUGCUAAGCUGUCAACAGAAAACAAAAGCACCCAGAGUUCAAAGAUUUUAGAUGCCUUCCCACACCCUGCUGAGAGUGAUUCUCCUGAGCAGCACACAGUCUCGAGUCCUCUCCGCCCAGAUACCUGCCAGCCAGAAGAGGGUCAUGUCCUCUACAAACAAGAGACAAAAAUGGAUGCCCAGAGAAAGAUGAGUCAGAACAGAGAUCUGUCCGUCAGGCAGGUCCAAGACUUCCUGGAACCGCUGAUGGAAGUAAACAUGGAACACUAUCUUCUUCCUCCCAAGACGCUGCUGCGAUAUGCUCUGCUCCUGGACAUUGUUCAGCCCACAUGCAGGAGGUCUGUGUGCUUUACUAAAGGCUACGGCCGGUAUGUGGAGGGAACCGGCUCAGUACUGCAGUGCUGCAUGGAAACAGAGAUGGAGAAUGUGUUUCGAGGUCUGGACCAGUUCUCGGAAGAUGAGAAACUCCAGCAGCUGAUGAAACUCAAGUUGCGUUAUUUUACUCCAAGAGAAGUUGCCAACAUCAUGGGCUUCCCUCAAAGCUUCUCCUUUCCGGAGCAGAUCACCACCAAGCAGCAGUACAGAGUUCUAGGAAACAGCCUCAACAUUGUGGUGGUGGCCAGACUCCUGCAGCUGCUGGUCUCCUAGCACUUGGAGCACUUUGAAGGACGAGACGAUCCUUUUCAUCAUAGAGGGCUGCAGAAAGGAAUCCUGAAACCCAGAAAUUAGUAUGUGCUUUUGCACUUCCAGUUCCCUUGUCUCGAAGUCAAUGGAUCUUUUGAACUUUAGAAAACACGACGACAUUUGAGAAAACGCCACAGCAGCAAAAGAGAAAACAAGACAUUAAGGCGGGACUCAAACAGGAAAAGGUGGGUACGUAUUGGAUAAUGAUUCCUCGUUGCUGCUUGCAUGCACCGUCAGUCAACAGAAGUACUUCCUCUUAUUCUUCCUCUUACACUCAAUGCUUUGUGGCUCAUUGCUGCCUCUCACUGAUCAGUGGAUAAGAUACAGUAAGACUGCAAAUACAAAGAAGUGGAAUUGCAGCUGCUCCUUGGUGAUUUCCC